Molecule: messenger RNA, 465 nt
Organism: Didymodactylos carnosus
Lineage: Eukaryota; Metazoa; Rotifera; Eurotatoria; Philodinida; Philodinidae
Source: the annotation of a GenBank genome assembly
AUGGCAGAACCUCAGUCGUGCCUGGACGAACAAGUGUUACAGGCACCAUCUGAACAUUUGGAUUCUCCCUUUCAAUUAGCGUUAAAAUACGCGUUCUUAAUUGCUGUGAAAAUACUGCAUGAAACUGGACAUUGUGUGUUUAAUAUGUUUGGUAGAAAUCAUUUGGGAUUGGAUGAGAGUGCAUGUACACCCACAGGAAAGUUGCAGCGUGAAGCCGGUGACUCGAUUGAGUAUCAAUUGUUUGGAUUUGAAUUGUCACAUGAUCCGACUACACGACAAUCAAAAAUGGAUAUGAAAAUUCGUGAUUUGCUCGUUAUGAAUCCAAUGGUAUCAAGAAGAACCUGGUUUAAAUUACCAAUAUCAUAUGUUACAAAAUUGUUCAAUAAAAACUUUUGGAAAGGUAACACUGAAAUGGAUUCAUUACGUGUCAGUCCUGACGAAUUAGCAUCAUGGGAAGGGAAGUAA